CGAUUUUGGUGAGAAUGAUGUCAAGUCAUUUACAGGAACUUUUAUUUAACUUCUUAUCAAAAUAGUCCUUAUAUAAACUGAUCACAACUUGUUCUGUUAUCAAACCAUCAACAUGAAAGUUACAAUUCUGUGUUUCGUUGUUCUAAUUGCUGCAGUAUAUGCAGAGAACUGCCAAAUGGCUAGUGACUGCACAAUGGAAACUUGCAGCUCUGGAGGCAUGGUAGAGUGCCAACAUGGAGUUUGUACAUGUGGAGGCGGUGGAGGCGGACCAGGAGGUUGCAUGGACCAAGCUGAUUGCCAUGGUCAUCAUUGUCCACAUGGUCAUGGUAUGCCACACUGCAUUGAUGGUCAUUGUGAUUGCAAACAUUAGAAUAUUAAAAAAAUAUACAAUCGUAA
Molecule: messenger RNA, 396 nt
Organism: Mytilus trossulus (common blue mussel)
Lineage: Eukaryota; Metazoa; Mollusca; Bivalvia; Mytilida; Mytilidae
Product: serine protease inhibitor Cvsi-2-like
Exons: 3
Coding region: 113-370 (85 amino acids)
Source: RefSeq, a predicted model, not a curated record